UAAGGGGACCAUAAGCGUUAGACAGAGAGAGAGAGAGAGUUUUGUAAUCCCUCAAACACACAUAAAGAAGAUUAUGUUGCCCGCAAGGAGAAACAAGAGAGUUUUCUACUCCGCCGGUGCCGGAGACGGCGUCUUUACUCCGGCAAAGAAACGACGAAGAUGUCUUUCUGCUAUCUCUUCUCCUGCGUCGUCGGUAUCUAAACCCGGACCUGAUUUGUUAGAUACAAUCCCAGACGAUCUUGUUAUUUCCAUCCUUCGUAGACUUGCUUCUACAUCUCGAUGUCCUGCUGAUUUCAUCAACGUUGUGAUGACAUGUAAGAGACUAAACAGUUUAGCCACGAGUUCUCUUGUUCUCUCGAGAUUGUCUCGUAAAGCGAUUGCCGUUAAGGCUCAGAAUUGGUCGGAAUCAGCUCACCGGUUUCUCAAACGCUGCGUCGACGCCGGAAGCCUCGAAGCUUGCUACACUCUCGGAAUGAUUCGUUUUUACUGUCUGCAAAACAGAGGAAACGGCGCGUCGCUUAUGGCUAAAGCCGCGAUUAGCUCCUACGCGCCAGCGUUAUACUCUCUAGCCGUGAUUCAGUUCAACGGAAGCGGCGGUUCCAAAAACGACAAAGAUCUCCGAGCCGGUGUUGCUUUAUGCGCGCGUGCUGCUUUCUUGGGACACGUCGACGCGCUACGUGAGCUCGGUCACUGUCUCCAAGACGGUUACGGCGUUCCGCAGAACGUCACCGAAGGUCGGAGAUUCCUCGUUCAAGCCAACGCUCGUGAACUCGCCGCCGUUUUAUCUUCCGGCACCGACGCACGGUCGUGGCUCGCUCUAUCGCAGCCGCAAGUCCGUGGCUGUCCGUUGCUGAGUGAUUUCGGAUGUAAUGUCCCGGCGCCGGAGAUACAUCCGGCGAACCGGUUUUUAGCGGAUUGGUUCGCCGUGCGCGGCGGAGAAGCUCCCGGAGAUGGGUUGAGGUUGUGUUCUCACGGCGGAUGUGGACGGCCGGAGACGAGGAAACAUGAGUUCCGGAGAUGUUCUGUCUGUGGCGUUGUGAAUUACUGUUCACGUGCUUGUCAGGCGCUUGAUUGGAAGCUCCGGCAUAAGAUGGAUUGUGCUCCGGUGGAACAAGAUGGAGGCGGUGGUGACGGAGAGGUUAACGAGGGAAACGUUAACGGUGAUGAAAACGUAUUGGUGCCCAUGAGUUAA
Molecule: messenger RNA, 1192 nt
Organism: Eruca vesicaria subsp. sativa (arugula)
Lineage: Eukaryota; Viridiplantae; Streptophyta; Magnoliopsida; Brassicales; Brassicaceae
Source: the annotation of a GenBank genome assembly